ACAGGUUUAAUCCCGACCACGACGAUCUCGUUCGUGUCCGCUCAUUCCGAGGGCCAUCCGAGUUGCUAGCCUCCUUAUCUCGACGUCCGAGGGCCAGAACCCCUGUUCAUCGAGGCACAACGAUGGCGCCCGCCUUCAAGUCAUUACCGGUAUUGUUACUGGCCCUGGCUGUUCCAGUUCUGGCACACAAACAUCACGAUGAACUAACGGAAGAACAAGCUCACGCACCAGUGGAUGCCAUUCUAUGGUUACACAUAGUGCUUCAGGCCGCUGUAUGGGGUAUCUUGUUCCCUACCGGAAUGGUCUUAGGACUAUCCAAAAGUCGAUGGCAUGUACCGCUUCAGAGUGCAGGGUUUGUCCUUACGGCUGCCGGAUACAUCCUUGGACAUGCACAUAAAGGCCGAUCAUUCUUAGCGGGUGCUCACAGCACUAUGGCCAACAUACUCUUUCUCCCUAUCAUCUUGCAGCUCUGUCUGGGCAUCUACCUGAAGCUGCACAUACACGAAAAGAAUAUCAGACCGUAUGCUGUGAUACUUCAUGGUAUUGUUGGAAAGGCGUAUCCCAUUUUUGGAUGGGUUCAGAUGUUGUUUGGUUCGAUCACAUUUGGCGGGUAUUGCAGAGGUGACAAUUUAGGCCAAUGUCUGGCUCAUUAUAUCAUGGGAAGUGGUUUCAUCGCGUAUGGAACUAUCAUGGCGAUACUGCUCCUCGUUGGUGAGACUUGGAUACGUGGCAGUGGUCGAAGUCCGGAGUGGUGGGACUCCUGGGUCAUCACGCUAUGGGGAAUCGUCAACACAUUUACCGAACACAGAGGUUCAGCGUGGUCCGUGAAAGAUAUGCAACAUACUAUCCUCGGUGUUCUUUGGUGGACUGGCGGCAUCUUAGGCAUUAUUCUAUCGCGCAAUAACCAGCGUACCGUUGUCCCAGCCAUUAUCAUCAUUCUAACAGGAUGGGCAAUGUCCGAACAUGCUCAAGCACUUAUGAUCUCCACAAGAGUACACGCCGUCUUUGGGUACACGCUCAUGCUUGCAGGAGUCACUCGUAUAAUCGAGAUUUCUUUCAUAGUACCAAAGUACCACUCACUAGAAACUCCCGCUGUCGCGGACGACAAUCAUAGCGAACAUACGCUUGCUGAAGGCACUAGCUCUAUUGCUCAAGCUGUGAAGACUUUCAGGCAUUUGCCCCCAUUUCUUCUUGUUGCCGCUGGUCUUCUAUUUAUGUCAGGCACAGAUGAAGAACUCAGGACGGUACACGACGCCGGCAUGGAUCAUGUCACCUACAUCUUGAUCAUGUUCAGCUUGUCCUUCAUUAUUUACACCCUCAUUGUCUCCCUUAUCAACCUCUACGCAUCGAGCGGCCGAAAUGCCUCUAACGCGAAUACAGAGAACGGCGCGAUUGAGCUGGAGGAGCCUGCUAACAAAUGGUAUGCUCGCGUCCCUGAUGGUGAUGCUACCGAGGCGCAUGUUAUUGGGGAUGAUGAAGAUUAAUGACACAUGAAUCUUUGGAGGCAGGGAGGGGAUCGUCGAUUGAUUAUUUGUGUGUUUCGCUUUGCGCUUCGUUGUUGUUGUAUUCUUCGUCUUUCCAGAUGGUGUUGUUUUGGUGAAUAGAUUCAUCUGUUAUGUCAUAGAGUAAUUUUAGUGUAUUCUGUUCCUUCAUGACUCAAGCGCAACCCACUUCAUAUAAUGUACUUACAAUUCAACACGGACAAGACAUGAUGCAAGGGCUUAGCCCGGUGGGGUUGGAGUAUUUCUUGACGGCAGUACUUCAGUUUUGAGUACCCUAUUAACUUUUGAUUUGGGUUUAGGAGCUAGCGACGAGAAUGAGUAUGUAGAAGCGAAAAAGAAAGCCAACGGUUAUGUUACCAUUGAUGUUCUCGGUGAUGUAGAAUCGACGUAGAACCAUGAUGGCCUCUUCGCGGCAAUACCCUCCUAUCGCUUCAUAUGACGGGUGCUUCGGAUGAU
Molecule: messenger RNA, 1958 nt
Organism: Somion occarium
Lineage: Eukaryota; Fungi; Basidiomycota; Agaricomycetes; Polyporales; Cerrenaceae
Source: the annotation of a GenBank genome assembly